Messenger RNA from Gadus morhua (Atlantic cod), 3206 nucleotides. It is a transcript of the gene sp100.1, whose product is annotated as SP110 nuclear antigen, tandem duplicate 1. The transcript is spliced from 17 exons. Gene Ontology annotation, biological process: regulation of transcription by RNA polymerase II. Bases 81 to 2114 code for a protein of 677 amino acids. The record is from RefSeq and is a predicted model, not a curated record. Gene Ontology annotation, molecular function: DNA-binding transcription factor activity, RNA polymerase II-specific; protein binding; DNA binding. Gene Ontology annotation, cellular component: nucleus. NCBI's taxonomy places the organism in Eukaryota, Metazoa, Chordata, Actinopteri, Gadiformes, Gadidae.
GGAUUUCAGUCCGGAAGUAAUAACUUGUCGCCUGGUUGGUUCGGUUGUCAUAUUUGUAACUGCACACGGAGGUAUUCAAAAUGAAUCCAUUGGAUUUCCUUGACGAAAACCAACUUCAAGUGUUUUUCCGAUGCAAUAAGACAGAAAUGUCUUGCAUGGAUAAGCCGCAAACAUUUUUAAACCAGCUGCGGGACCACAAGCUCAUUCUUGAGGAGAAAUAUAAGAAGAUGAUCCGUAUAAAGAGCAUAGACAAAAUGAAGACGAGUGUAUAUGAACUUCUGGACUGGAUCGAGACCGAGCGACCUCGGACCAUCAGGUUGUUCUGGACCUGCGUCUUCAAGGAGAUCAUCACGACCCAGUACCCCACUCUGAAGCGGCUACGAGACAGCCUCCUCGACGGAUCCUUCCAGUUUUUUGAUGGAGAGGACAGCGACAAACAUACAAGGGGAGGACUCUCGGAAGAGGAGUACCCGGAGAAAGAGCGAGGGGGGAGAGGCAAACGUGGGAGUUUCUGCGACCGGGACGACCGGCAGGGGCAGUCUUCUUCUCAGGCAACGCCAAGGAAGAGGAGGAAUCUCAUGAAGCCAACCUUCGGCUCCUUCCCACUUUCUGAUGAGGAGAGCAGUGGCGAACAUGCAAGGGAAGGACUCUCGGAAGACAAGUCCAUGGGGAAAGAGAGAGGGGGGAGAGAUAAACUUGGGAGUUUCUGUGACCGGGACGAGCAGCAGGGACACUCUUCUUCUCAGGCUUCUCCAAGGAAGAGGAAGCCAACCUUCGCCUCUCUGCCGAAGGGGGAAAAUGUGGAGGUCUGGACGUGGGAUCUAUUCAGGCACCAGCUGCCUGUUACCUGUGGUGACGAGCAGGGGAUGCUCUACCGCAACAAACUGGCAAAAGGAGAGCCGUGCAUCCUGAGGAGCAAGAAGUGGUACACACCCUGCGCGUUUGAGAAGCUUAGCGGCAAGCUCAGCUGCAAGAACUGGAAGAAGAGUAUCCGUUGCAAGGACACCACGUUAGAAAAGCUAUUGAAGGACGGACACCUGACAUGCCCGGGAUAUAAUAAGAGCAAGGCUAAGAAAUCAACGCUCCCCUGCAGCUCAAACACCGUUUCAGCUAUCUCUGAAAGCGAAGAAGAGAUGGAGGAAGAGGAGGGGGAGGAGGAGGAGCUGCAGGCCAACCUGGAUGAAGAAGAGGUCAGCAUGGAGGAUGAAGUGGAACUGCAGGGGAAUGACUGCUCUACGCAGCGCUCCGAUACAGACCAAGGAGAUAAUCUGGAGGAAGUGACAGACGAGAGGCCCAGGGUCGGCCAGAAUGAGUUCAGAGUGAUAUGUGGAGCUCUGAGUGGGAUGCUGCACAAGAGCCGCUUUGCCUCAGGGAGGUGUGGGAACAGUAUUCGGACAGAGGACCGUUGGAUGAGUCCAGUGGAGUUCGUGGAGCAGGGUUCAGCAAUGCUUAACGCCCCCUGGAGGAGGGACAUCCAAUGGGAAGGACAGCCGCUCAGCAGUCUCAUUGAGAGGAAGAUGUUGCACUUACACUCUGAGCAGUGUGACUGUCCACUGUGCCAUCCAGACCCUAAAGUCCUGGAGGAACAGAAGAACGAUGAUUAUUGCUUUGUGUGUGGGAGACGGGGUGACCUGGUGAUGUGUGACCACUGUCCACGCUCCUUCCACCAAAAGUGUCACCUGCCCCAGCUGGACCCCUCUAUAGUGGAGGACGACAGUAAAUGGAUGUGUACAUUCUGCAUCUGGAAUAGGAAUGAGUAUUUCUUUCGAAUGACGUACGAAGAUACCCUCAUGCAUCCUGUCUCCAACCACAUGCUGCCGUGCCACUACCUGCUCCUGUCUCUCUACAAUGCAGACAAGGAUCACAUUUUUGCUAAAGACCCAUGCAUCCAUGUGAGGGGAUACAGCUCUCAAAUCAUGACUCCUAUGUGGCUGGACAAGAUCACAGAGCUCCUAGGCCAGCAGUACACCGUUGGACAGUUAUUAACCGAUAUCCAACUCAUUUUCUCCAACUGUGAUAAAUUUAACCAGAAUCGACCAGAGUUCCGGGACAUGGGAAUCAAACUGAAAGAGUUCUAUGAACAAGUUGUAGAAAAGGUUUUUCGCAGGCAGUAGCAGAGAAAUGCAACGUGCUGAUGGACCUUGGACAUGCUAGAAUUAAAUGCGUGGAUUUGUCACUGUGCUGCGUUUAGCACGUUGAGGAACAAGGCAGUUUAGCAAUAAGAACGGGUACUCGUCUGUGUGAAAGGCAUAACUUUCUUUACUUUAACAUAAUAUAACUUUUUAUAAUGUUCUGGUCUUUAAUGUAUAAAAUUAGGGCUGUCAAAUAUUAUCAAAUGGAAUGACACAUUAUCAUUAAUACAAAAUAUACUUAAUAAAUAAAAACUAGACCAAGUGAUUUUGAGGGAGUUUUAUUGACUUACUCAGUGUGGGUUGAAUGUGAAACUUAUAGAACACAACAAAUUUGGGAAUUGUAAACGGGAAGUUACUUAGUACAAUUGAAAACCAACAGUUACUACAAGUGAAGUUCAACUCAAAUAAGUAGCGCCACAGAUUUGGGAAUUGUAAGCAAAAAUCACAGCCAAAGUAUUAAUAUAACUAAUGGAGAUUUUCAACAUCUCAGGAUGAAGAUAUUUGUGGUUCUAUUUAAUGAUAUACCCAAUAUAUUAUAAGCAUCGUUUCUUAUCAGUGUUGUAUGCAUUUUCGUUAUCGACGUGUGUUCCUAAUAUGCAUGUGUCCCCCUGUUAAUAUACAUUGCCAAGGACUUUAUUAUUCGUUAUGUGUUUAGUUUGCGUGUGUUUAAACAGAUGGACGCAUACACACGCGCCUGGGUAGAUUUCUUUUCACAUUAUGCAAUUUAUGAAGCUUUUCUCACAUCUCCAGACAAAAUAUGUCAUGCGCUGUGACAUGACAUUACAAUAAAAUUAAAAUGUUUAAAUAUUGAUUUCAAAUAUAAAUCAGGUAUGUUUUAUGUCUAAGAAUUACUCUUAAGGAACGAUCAUUACAAUUCUGCAUAUGUAUUUUUGCAAAGCUGUUUUUGGAUUCUAUUCCUUACUUGUGCCAUCUUUUAUCACUUGCUCCCGUGGAAAUAUUGUGUAAAAUAAGACAAAAUAUUUGAAAAUGUUGAUUUUUUUCUUUUGAUAGUUGUAUUAUGCAAUGUUUUCAAAUGAACAUAAUCAUUAAAGCUAGUUAACAUAGUAAAAGUUA